CUCGCGGCCAAAAGUAGACAGGGGAGGGAAGAACCCAAGCAAACCGUAUAACAAAUUAACCGAGUCGCAGUUUCAAAAUUCCCCUUACAGCAAAACGUUCAUGCGACGGGUUGAUGUUUCGUUAUCGGCUAUCGCAGUCGAGCAAACUUGCUUCUAACCGCGUAAUUUCUUUUCAAGGGUCUGUUGUUUGUAUUCGCGAUUAUUACUAUGUGGCACGUUUUUAUCAAUGAUUGUUUCGCCGGCGUAUUGAUGAUUUGUUCGCGCCGUUGGCUCACGUGGAAUGCUAGUUUCGAUUUGUGACUCUGGAAUGAUCCGAAGACUUGAAAAAUCGGGAAACAAUGAAGUACAAUACGAUCGGAUCGAGCAGCCUAGGCACAGAAGGAAGAAAACCUACUUUUACCAUUUACGCGAACAUGGAUAUAUCGCAGAACAAGAUCGCUUACACUGAAUCCGAAAUGAAGGCAGUUCGCGAAGACCUCAAGAAAGCGCAGAAUUGCCUCCACAUACAAACGAAAAUGUGCCGUCAGUUGGUGGCCGAAUACACCAGGAAACUGCAAGACAAAGAACGCCUCUUCCAAACCGAGAAAGCGCUGCGCGAUACGCAAUUGGCCAAAGUACUGAAAGCGCUGUUGAUCUUCGAAGCCCGGCUUAAGCAGGAACAGAAAUUCAUCAGUCAUCAGCUGAGCGAGAAAGAUUACAUCAUCAAAACUCAGAGGAACGACAUUAAGACACUGCUACAAAGUCAGUAUUGUAAAAACUGCAAUCAGUAUUACACCCCUAGUCCUGCUCUGGAAAGUUUGGAUAGUAGUUCCGAAUACGUAGCCAUAGAACACGAUUAUCAGAGUUCGGCAUUUGAAUCUUUAGAUAGUAGCAGCGAAACUUAUGCCACUUUAUCUGACAGGGGGUAUAACAAGAACAUUUUGGAUGACAAGAAAUACACGAAAAAUAAGAAAAACAAUCCGCUCCAUCCAUAUUUUGAAGUUCAAAAAGUUAGGAACGAAAGUCCUUUGUCAAACGAGGAUAAUACUAGCGCCGAUUAUGACAAUUUAGACUCUCUACCACCAGAAAGCAUCAGCGACAAAAUUAGCAUUGUAUCCGAAAACAUUGAAUCGAUUUUGAGCAAGAAUGCGAGCACCGACUCUGAGUCAAGUUUCAAUUUGUCGUCGUCUGAAUGCGACAAAACGGUUAUCAAUGCAAGAUUUGAUGAAAAAGAGACGCCAAGACUCGAACAUAAUCAGUCAAAUGACAAGACUGGAGAAACACCUGCGAAUGAAGAAAAAAAACUGACUGAAACAAUACCUGUCUUUGAGGGAGGAGGUGAUGGAAAUGAAAACUGGUACGCAAGUGCCAGCGAUCAGGAAGAUGAAGAGCAGCGAGAUGUAUAUAGAAAUAAUCCAGUUCUGGAAUGCGUCAAUCAAAUAUUAUUACAAAACAUUAACGAUUCGCUAAGUUCUCCACCGAAAACACCUAACAUUGAACGAAAGUCUGUAAAAAAUAAUAAAAGAGUGAAAUUUAGUGACGAGGAGGAAAAAAUCCUUACGGAAGAAAAUAUAAAAAAUAGCCAACAUAGUCACAACUACUACGAGACGCCUAUUCAGAAACCUCCGAACUACUACGAAACUCCCCAAAGUAUAUACAGUAACGACUAUGAACAAAUAAUGAGCCAGUGUUCCGAUUCAUUUUCCGAACAAGUUCAUCAAGAACAACUUGGUAAUGUUUCUCUGGAUACAAAAAUAAGCCACUAUUAUGUGGAAUUGGAAGGUCAAUGUGAGAAAGAUCGACAAGAGGAUAAAGCAAUAGUUCGCAAAGCUAAAAUUCUCAGAACACCCCCUGCCUUACCUCCAAAACCAGCAAAUUUGGUAUCUAAGUACAAAAUCCAACAUUUACCCAAGAAGUUACCUGCUGAGAAGAAUACUGCAUUUGAAUACGAACCAGACUACUGUUCAAUUUCGGAACUUAAUCUUCCUCAAAAGAAGAACAUUUCCGUCAAAAAAAUUAGCGUGGUUGCAGAGAUCAACGCGCCAACCUCGCUCGAUGUAAUGGCGAAAAUCAAUGCGCCUUCGCCAGUCGGCAAGAAAGUCGAUUUGGCCAACUUCAAUGAUAGUCCGAGUUUGGUGGUUAAAAAGUGUGUGCAGAAAUUCAACAUUCAAGUCGCUAAACAGUCACCAGUAAAAAAAGAGACCGGUACCGCUCCUAAGGUCAUUCAAAAAAAGCAGGACACUGAAAUUCCAAAACUACCGCAAGUAUCGGAAAUAAUCAUACCAGAUGAAAGUGAGGACCAAAAAAGUGAAGAACGAAUUUCCCAGGACAAUUACGUUAAAAACAAUACCCAAAUUUUGAAAUCUAAGGCACGAGAAAGUAGAAAACCUAUACUGAUGGGUACCUCUAUCUCCAACUUAAUCAGUGGCUUAAAUAGUCACCAGAUUUUAUCGGACAUCAAAAAGAAACCUGGUAAAAUAGACAAAAAAAUGUUUGCCAGUUUUGAAAAUGUGCAAAAUUUGGACAAACAUUUUUCUACUCUACCAGAUACGCCGGACACACCAAAAUUUGAAAAUUUCGAUUUAAGUCAAAAUUUUGAGGAGUUUAAAUUAGACGAUUGCGAAAUUGAAGAGUAUAAUGUUGAGGAGGGGCUGAAUGAAAAGGAAACGGAGGAGUUGAAAAGUGUAGAAGGGCAGGUCACCUCCAAAAGGGUAACAUCUGGCCCCAACAACGAUGCUUCGACCAGAGUGAAGCUUGUUCGCGCCACCCCCGACAAUCUUGUGCCUCCUCUGAACAUGAGUUCAGUAGAGGAAUUAAAGAAACAAUUAGAAAUUCACAGAGGGCAAGCUUUACCAGUCGCCAAACAGAAAACAAAGGGAUACAAUUCGGAACCCACUUACGAGCAUUUCUUGGAAUGUACUGGUUUGAGUUCGAAAUCUAUACUUACCCCUACUAGAAUGUUGAGUAAUCACAAGAGUGUACUGAAACCCAAAGAUGUUAAGUUAAGAUCCAGAGUAAAGGCUAAUAACAUUUUUGAAAGAUAUAGUGGUACAACAGUGAAGUACUGGUCUGAACCAUUUGUAUAAUCUAUUAUAGUAGGUACAUUUUUCUGUAAGGAUUCCCAGGUCUCCAAUAGCCAAGUAAUAAAAAAUAAGGAAUUAAAAAAAAUCUUGUUUUAAAAUUAAGUUGCCACCAAAAUUACACAAUAUGUUAAUAAGUUGGGUUGUCGAGUUCCCAGAUAAAAUAGACAUAAUAUUGAGUUAUUAUAUUUUUGCACAUUUUUGAAACUGUAUUUCAUUUUCUAGAUAACAUUUUAAUUUACUUCUUAAGGUCAACUUAAUCGCUGUUAUUAUAACAUAAUCUAUGCGAAAAAUGUUAUUUUGUCGGAGAAAACUUACAUAGAAUUCGAGUCACUUUUCUUGUAAUGCGUUCGUGUUUUAGUGUAUUUAAUUUUAAAUUUAUAUCGUCUAGUCUUUUUGCUAGAUCUUUUUAUUUAUUUUGUUUAGCUUGAUUUACCUGUAAUAAUUUGGAAAAGUCUAUUUAAGUUCCUGUAGCUUUAGUUAACAGAAAUUUUGUUUUGUUUCCAUUGUAAAACUAUAAACAAUAACAAUAUUCACUCCCGUUUAUAAUGUCUUAUUAACACGUUAGGAACCUACAUAAUAGUUGUUAUGCCUGUUAAAUAAUUUUUAACCUAGUUUAAAUGUUUGUUUGUAA
Cylas formicarius (sweet potato weevil) is the source of this 3693-nucleotide messenger RNA. RefSeq lists its product as uncharacterized. The record is from RefSeq and is a predicted model, not a curated record. The transcript is spliced from 2 exons. Lineage: Eukaryota; Metazoa; Arthropoda; Insecta; Coleoptera; Brentidae. Bases 339 to 3065 code for a protein of 908 amino acids.